Molecule: messenger RNA, 3315 nt
Organism: Bathycoccus prasinos
Lineage: Eukaryota; Viridiplantae; Chlorophyta; Mamiellophyceae; Mamiellales; Bathycoccaceae
Exons: 1
Coding region: 1-3315 (1104 amino acids)
Source: RefSeq, a predicted model, not a curated record
AUGAAACUCUUUAUCACAUUUAUAAAACCCGUACAGGAGAGCAACAACUCGAACACAAAGACGCGCGAUUCGUUUGGAACAGCGGGAGGAGGAAAAGGAGGAGCAGCAUUAGAUGAGACUAUGCUCAACCAAAGCUUAUUGAACGAUUCAUCAAUCGUGAACGAUGACGUUGAUUUCCAGUUGAGUGGUUUAGAACCGUUGCAAGAGGAAGAAGAGGAUGGAGACGUGGAUGACGACGUCACGAGGAAUCAGACAACGACUGGAUUUAGCUAUCAACCCACCGAAGGUUUGACGACGUCGGUUAUUCCGAGCAUGGCCAAUUUGGUCGAAGAAGACGAAAAAGAGGACGACGAUGACGAAGAAGAAGGAAGGGAUAAGAAUGUUGGUGCGGGAGGAAGAGGUGAUGAAGGCGCGACGACAGCCUUGAUUACGGAGGCGGUGCCAUCAAUGUCGAGAUUAUUGGACGAAGAUGAAGAACACGAUAAAGAGAAUAUUAGCGCCACUGAAAAUCGGAGCGUGGAUGCGAAUGUCUCCGCAGAGCAAGUAGUGCAACAAGAAGAUGAAAUUACUCUCGGAAGUGUUUUGAACGUCACGGUGAACAACAACCAAUCGAUAGCAUCGCAGUAUACCUCGGGAGGAACCGAAAAAUUGAACGUCACGAACUCUGUCGAUGAUUCGAUGAUGCAAAACAACAACAACAAUAACAAGCAGCAACCGAUUACGCCGAGUUUUACGUUUGGAUUUGAUAGCUCUCUUGAUCCGGAUCUCGUCGAUAAAGAUGGAAGUUCUCGAGAACAUGCUACAAUCACGCCGGCAACGGCGACGACGACGGCGACGAGGAUGAACACAACGACGAGAUUGAAUAAUACCACCACCAACAACACUACGACGAUAAAUACUGGAACAAUGAAUGUGACUAUGGGAUACGACGAUGAAGACUUCGACGAGAUUGACUUGAGAGCAAAAGCGAACAAGGAGAUGGGAACAGAGACAUACGAAUUUUUGUAUGGAGCAGGCGCCAACGCGACUCGAAGAUUGACCGGAACGCAGCCGUUGAAUUCGACUAACACGUUAUCAUCUUCUGCUCAAGAAACACCUUCGAUGACCCUUGGGGGUAACGUGGCCAAUGCGAAUACUACGCAACUUCAAACGCCAUUCGACGCUCCGAGUUCAAACGCAAAGAGCGAACACGAUGGUUUCACUCCGGGUGAAUCUACUCUUCGUAUGGCAGAAGCGCUUCGUAAGCAACAGCACGGUCAGGAGGCUUUGCAAACGAUGCGAAUGAAUUAUCAAGUUGAUGGAAAUGACACGAAUAUGCAUUCGGUCACGGUUACGAAAGACGAUAUCUUUCGUCGUCAAAGUCAAAUGUACAACACGCCGGGUGCGAGAUACAACAGAAAUAGACGCUCAUCUGCUUUGAUGUUACUGGAUAGAUCCGAGCUCCACGGUCACUACACGCCAACGUUCGAUAAUGACAAGGCGCGAAACUUUGGAACGCCGGCGAGAAAAGGUGCGUUGAAAGGAUUACCCGUCGAAUUACCGCCGAUUCCGGAUGCGUUAUUAGCGAAAGACGCGAAACCGUUGGAACUCUCCGAUUUGUAUCACGCGUGUCAAGUUUCGUUCGUUCCGGCGGAGAACAUGCGACGAAGUUCAAUCGCGUUUGGUCAGUUAGCGACGCUUCCGCCUCCAGAAACGUGUGAAGACGGGUUGAAGAUUGUCUGUCUCGUGAAUCCUUUGAUUGAAGCGUUGGAAUCGUUUCACGAGGAUCUUGGUGAAAAAAUGCACUCGUUAUCCGCAGAGGUUGAGAAAUUACGCUCGGAAGUCGAAAUUGCGCAACCGAUGUUCCUUCGUUUAGCUUCUUCGGACGAUCCCCAGCACAAGCGAGAAGUUUCAAGAGCUGGUCAAGCGCUGAAGAAAAAAUGCAAAAUGGGAGCGAACGAACGCUUUGAUCGUCGAAAGCUCAACGCGGAAACAACGGUCAAUGAAGCCUUGCGUGCGCACGAAAAAAUUGCCCAAAACUCCAAGGAAUCCGUGCGUCAGUCGCGCGAACGUCUCGUCGAGUUGAGGCACAUCGCCGAACGUAAACUCGAACUUUUGCGUAAAAAGCGUUCCGAGCAAAUGCUCGCUAUCGAAAAUGCGAAGAAACCGGAUGCUACUCGCACGGACGUUAUGAAUGCAGUUUUAGAUUCUCGAGCAGCUUUACAGGCCGCGAAUAACUUAGACAUCAAGCUCGAAACGACUGUUGCCGAGAAACAGGCGAAGCAAGUUGCGCUCCCGAACGAAGUCGAGUCGUUGAAAGAGCGCGUCGAGGAGAUGCGAAUUGCCGUACAGAACGAUCCAACUUUAGAAAACAAUCAGGAAUUGACGAUGAAUCUCACUAGAAUGAUUACGGCAUCUUCAAUGAAGGCUCUUGGAAAUGGUAAUAGUAGAUUUUCCAUAGCUGCCAAUAACGCACAGACUCCAGGAAAAAUGAGACUCGCGAGCCGUGUUCGUCUUUCUCAGAAAGCAAAGAAAGCUGAAAGUUUGGCGGAUGACUAUUCUAUCAUCGCAUCUUUAGCUCCGUUUUCCUUGGAACGCGUCGAUGGCGCCGAAUCGGCGGAAUUGACUUUGAGAGUUGGCGAGUUGUUUUUGGUCACUUUAGAUGCGCGAACCGGCGCCGGGAGGUGCACUCUGGUUCAAUCGUCCAGCGAUAACAACAUCAACAGCGAUUCGCCGUUAGGCAUUGAGAAUGUGAAGAAAUUUGCCGCUGCCGUAGCUGGUGCACCGUUUGCGUGGAACAUCGGGGAUCAAAGCUCAUCCAAGAUUAUCAUUCCUGGUGCCGGAUGCUCCGGCGUUUUACAAAACGUAUGCCCGAGACUGAGAGCCGCCGAGGCGAUUGUAAAAGAGUGCGAAAAGUGCAGAGACGCGUUUACAAGCAUUUCAAACAUAGUGUUGGAAGAAGACGGGAAGAUCUCGUUGACGUUUAGCGACGUCCGAAGAGGACGCAUCUUAGAUGUCAGUCUGGAUAUGAGAUUAACUGUUGAAGACGCCGACGCUUCGAACGACUCCAUCGGUUCGCGAGACGAUGUGAAAUGCGCUUUUGGAUUUGGUACGAGCAAAGAAAAUACGGAGAGAAGUUUGAGACGAGCGUUGCGAAGAUCGAACGCUUCUGUUUUCGGCGCCAAGAAGCUGUUUUCUACGUGCAAACUCGUGGAUGCAGUCGUCAGAGGCGGGGUGGAUGCGACGAACGCCGCCUUUGCCGUUCCGGAUUUACCGGCGAGCAAAAAGAUGAGUUCGGGUAACUCUGCGCCUCUCAACACCGCCAUGGUGCGCUAA